CCUCUUAAACAUUCUUCGAUAUACAUCUGUGCUUUUCGUUAGUUCUAUUCAAUUCUUGUAAUUCGGUCAACUGAAUGUAAAAUGUUCGUGUGCAAAAUCGUGAAAUCAUAGCUACCGAUAUUUACAUGUAACAGUAAUUUGGGCAGUUUGGGCCCAGCGAGUUCGCGUUCUACACAGCAGACCUGCGUUUACUUCAGACGCUGCCAGGUCUUCGCCACACAGCAUCAUGAGUGAGUUGAAGGACUGCCCCCCACUGAAAUACUACGACUUCAAGCCCGUGGAGCAUGUCAAAGUGUGUCCGCGCUACACUGCUGUGCUCGGCCGCUCGGAGGACGAUGGCAUCGGCAUUGAGGAGCUGGACACCCUGCAGCUGGAGCUGGAGACGCUGCUCUCCUCAGCCAGUCGCCGCCUCCGAGCCCUAGAGGAGCAGAGACAGAUCCUCACAGACUGGCAGGACAAGAAGGGAGACAAGCGCUUUCUGAAGCUGGGAAAAGACCCAGACCCAGCUGCCUCAUCUCGCCACAAACCAAAAAAGCAGAAGUUGGACGGCAAAGGCGCUCACGCACCAGGUCCAGGUCCUGGCAGACCCAAAUCCAAAAAUCUGCUGCCUAAAGUCCCAGAGUAUGAAUUCACCGACGAUCCACAAGACAUUCCACGCACACCUAAAAACGAUGCACCCAACAGAUUCUGGGCAUCAGUUGAGCCAUAUUGUGCCGAUAUCACGAAUGAAGAGAUACGAUUGCUAGAAGAGCUUCUGAAACCCCCGGAGGAUGAGGCUGAGUAUUUCAAAAUUCCGGCUCUGGGGAAACACUACUCUCAGCGGUGGGCUCAGGAAGAUCUGCUGGAGGAGCAGAGGGAAGGAGCACGAGCUAAUGACAAGAAGAAGAGCCUCAUGGGAGGGCCGCUGUCUGAGCUGGAUGCAAAAGAUGUGGACUCCUUGUUGAAAAAGUCUGAGUCCCAACAUGAAUCUCCAGAAGACGGAUGUCCCUUCGGUCCUCUCACGCAGCGUCUGCUCCAGGCCCUUGUAGAGGAGAACAUUAUAUCCCCCAUGGAGGAUUCACCCAUACCGGACAUUUCAGGGAAGGAUGCUAUUGAUGGCGCUGGGACGUCUCCUAGAAGCCAAGGAAAAGCUUUCAGUGUUCCUCACACACGUUCUCUAGAGGCUCGGAUCAAAGAGGAGCUGGUGGCUCAGGGGCUGCUGGACUCAGAGGAGCGACCUGGACUGGGAGGAGACUCUGAGGACGAGGUCCUGGCAGAGCUGCAGAAGAGGCAAGCGGAGCUCAAAGCCCUGAGUGGUCACAACAGAGCCCGUAAGCAGGAGCUACUCCGGUUGGCAAAAGAGGAGAUGCGCAAGCAAGAGCUGAGGCAGAGGGUCAGGGUGUCUGACAACGAGGUCAUGGAGGGAUUUCGGCGAAUCAUGGCAGCCAGGCAGAAGAAACGCACUCCAACCAAGAAGGAGAAGGACCAGGCCUGGAAAGCACUGAAGGAGAGGGAAAGCAUCCUCAAGUUACUGGACGGAGAAAAGUAGAAACAGUUUGUGUCUGGUGUUUAUCCAGAAAAGAAUGUUGGACGAAGAAUCUUUAUCCCACAGAUUGACGCAAAUCAAGAAUAGCUGUGACGGCUGUUAGAUGGUCAGUAAACCGCUGUAUUUAUGAUGAUGUGUGAUACUGUUUACUGCAGGUCUGCGUGAUUUAAUUAGGGACAUUUCUGUCGUAGUUUUUGUUGGUCAUGUACAGCAGAAUGCUCAAUUGAUCAGUAGCAUUUAAAACGCAUACGAGACUUUAUUUGUCUUUCUUUCUUUGUCAGGUGAAUUUUUAUGUUGUUUUUUUCUUUUACCAUUGUAAUGUUGUGAAAACAAUACACACAAAUGUUUGAAUAAAUCAGUACCACGUGAGGACAGUUGUUUGUAAGUGUAUGAAAUGCACAAUUCAGAGGAUAUGCAUCAUCACAGUGUGUGCUGUCGUCUUUUUCUUCAGUGCAGACGAGUCCUCAGCGUACUGAAUAAACACUGCUGCUACUGAUUCACAUAAUGCUUCAACAUCAUUGGAUCAAUUCAUAUUUCUGAUGUUGCUAUGUUUAUAUUCCUAUUGUUGACCAUUUUCCAUAACUGCCACAGUGCAUAGACAGAAAGUUAGAUUUUACUUUAUAUUUUAUCAAGCUUAUAGGCUAAAUAGGUCAUGCUCAAAAAACAUUAUGCAUUCAUGUUUUAAUGACUCGUAUCUAUUUAUGUAUGUUUAAAUUAAGCCAGAGGUUCAGCUUGCUCCACUGUUUAUGUGCUGGCUGUAGAAUAAUUUAUAUUGGUAUUUACAGUAAUAUUACUACACCAAUAGGAGGGAGCAUCUUGUGAGGUAACCCAAAGGAAACUGCCAUGAGCGAGAUUAUUUGUCAUAUGUUUGUUUUUUUUAACUUGCUUUCUUGUUUGUUUAUUUAUUACUACGUAAAGUCAUACAAUCUAUUGUGUGAAUAUGCAAAAUAGCAUACAAGUAUUUCUACUUUAUGUUUUUUUUUUUUUCUAUUUACCCACCUUGUUGUUUUUGCUCCAUUUAAAAGUCAACAUGCGGAGGAAUGAGUAAUUAUAUUACUUCUGGCUCACUUUCCCCUUUUUGUGAGAAAACAUGUUAAAUAGUCUCAUCUUACUAAACUCUUCACAUCGCAGCGGAAAGUGCUCCUCUUUGCUGAGUCACCACAAGAUGGCAGUCAUCGUCUGUUGACUGACGAGGCCCAUAGAAUUUGCAUAGCGAAGGCUCCUGUGGUUGACAUUAGCUCAACGCAGCAUGAGUCAGUGUGGUGUGUAUCACAGUCUUCACUUGAAGAUACCCUCACGUAUCAGGAGACUGUGUCUCACGCCACGCUGUGCAUCUGCUUGAGGGUUCACAACACAAACGUCGGACACGCUGCUCUUUCACCGACCAUGACAUGGUCACAGGCACGUGUCCACCCAAGUUUUAACAGCCAUGUCAGUAGCUCCAAAUUUUUUCUUCUAAAGCAUUUAAAAAAUAUAUAUAUUUAGGUGAAAGUGUUGAUAUCAAUAUCAAUCUCCUCAUUGUUUGUUUUACCCCCAGUGCCCAAGUAUUAUCAUAAGGCUUUGUCAAGCGUAGAGGAACGGUGCUAUCAGGAUGUUUGUUACUGUGUGAAAAUACAUUUAUCUUACAUAUAUUAUAUGGCAGCAACUAUGAUACCUCUAGGUUCUUUUUUUAAUUUGCCAGACAUGUAUACGCACACAUGUGUAGUGUAUAUACAGCAUAUCGGUAUGCUUGCAAGACCCUGAGUGGAAACUGUCUGAAUGUAAAUUAAUACAGCUAAACCAUCUUUUCAGAACGGACCGGUUGAAAAUAUAAACUCAAGCUCAGUGUCCUUGAGCAGAGCUUACAGCCAGGCUGGAGGCUGCAAGAACGGCCUGAUCCUCAUGUAAAAUAAACCUCAGUUUAGGUCGAUGGCCUCUAUGCAAAUGCAUAAUGCCAUCAGCCCGUGUGUAUGAAAGCUUUUAUUAACAUGCAGACCCAUUGAAUCCUCCUCACAGGUGAAUGAGAGGCUGAACAAAUAGCCGGGCGGCCCUCCAGGCUGGGCGUAUUGCACAGGGCUUUUGUUUGCAUUUGUUGUCAUUGGACCUAAACUGAAGGGCAGGUGGGUUUUGUGUUGAUACAUCGCUC
Molecule: messenger RNA, 3650 nt
Organism: Anarrhichthys ocellatus (wolf-eel)
Lineage: Eukaryota; Metazoa; Chordata; Actinopteri; Perciformes; Anarhichadidae
Gene: tada3l
Product: transcriptional adaptor 3 (NGG1 homolog, yeast)-like
Exons: 9
Coding region: 227-1528 (433 amino acids)
Biological process (GO): regulation of transcription by RNA polymerase II
Cellular component (GO): SAGA complex
Molecular function (GO): transcription coactivator activity
Source: RefSeq, a predicted model, not a curated record